This is a messenger RNA of Argentina anserina (silverweed cinquefoil), 980 nucleotides long. RefSeq names its product cyclin-A1-3-like. NCBI's taxonomy places the organism in Eukaryota, Viridiplantae, Streptophyta, Magnoliopsida, Rosales, Rosaceae. The record is from RefSeq and is a predicted model, not a curated record. The transcript is spliced from 8 exons. Gene Ontology annotation, cellular component: nucleus; cyclin-dependent protein kinase holoenzyme complex; cytoplasm. Gene Ontology annotation, molecular function: cyclin-dependent protein serine/threonine kinase regulator activity. Bases 1 to 879 code for a protein of 292 amino acids. Gene Ontology annotation, biological process: mitotic cell cycle phase transition; regulation of cyclin-dependent protein serine/threonine kinase activity.
AUGCGAAGACCACGAUACAGUCGGACCGGGUGGCAAAGUGAGAUGCAAUCUCACCGUUCCUCAACUCAAUCCAUGCACACUAAGAAGCACGGAAGCUUGCAUGCAGUCGCGCUUCGCGCUUCAAAAGUGGAAGCGAAUCGGAAGCGCACCGAAAGUGGCCGGAAGCGGUCGGAAGCGCGAUUCCGAGAAAAAGGUGGUUUGGAAGCGAUAUGGAAGCGCGAGCUUCCAAAUUGGAAGCGUCAAAUAGGCUGGAAGGAAGCGAUAUGUUCUGGCAAUGCGAUGAAAAAACAAAGAUUGCAACUGUUGGGUGUUGCAUGCAUGAUGAUUGCAGCUAAAUACGAGGAGAUUCAUGUUCCAGAGGUGGAAGAGUUCUGUUACAUUACAGACAAUACAUACUUCAAGGACGAGAUUUUGCAAAUGGAAUUUGAUGUAUUGGAUCACUUGAAGUUUGAAAUGGCAGCUCCAACAGCUAUGUGCUUUUUGAGGCGGUUUUGUUCAGUUGCUGAAAGAACAAGCUGUGAGGUGCCACCAGUGCUGUUCCAGUGCUUGGCCCACUAUAUUGCAGAGUUAUCUCUUCUAGAAUACUGCACGCUUGGCUAUGCCCCAUCGCUGAUUGCUGCUUCUGCUACUUUCUUGGCCAAAUAUAUACUCUCUCUUUCACAGAAGCCUUGGAAUUCUACGUUAAGACAUUACACAAACUACCGAGCGUCUGAUCUGUGUGAUUAUGUUAAAGUGCUGCAUCACCUAUGUUGUAAUGGCAGUGGUUCUAACUUAGCUGCAGUUCGAGAGAAGUACUGUCAACACAAGUACAAGUUCGUGGCCAAGACGUACUGCCCUCCGUCAAUACCUCUAGAGUUCUUCCACCACCUGAGCAACUAGAAGUUCACAGUUCGAUGUAUGUUGUUUUUUGUUGAGUUGGUGAGGCUCAUUCCGGUCACACUCCCUAUGCAUAUUGGAUCGCAAGUUACUGCUGUGGGAUA